UGUGUAUUUACUAUCAAAAGUACCGUGAUAAAGGCUUAUAAAGCCGUACAAAUUUUUGUGAACAUUUCUAUAUCAUGUGUCACCGACGCGCGAAAAACUCGAGGAAUUUUUGGAGACAAUGGCGGCAGAUACAUACGGUGUUGUGAAGUCACUCCAUCUUGCUUCGGGCAUUGUCCUGGUAAUGACGUGACUCGUUAUCCCAAUCCCCUGAUCGUUUGACCAUCGUCAACAGAGGACUUCUCAAAAUUAAGGAUGACAGAGGAUAACCGGCCACGCAGAGAUACAGCCGAGUCUGUUCUAAAUGCAUCCAUCUACUCGCAACGAAGUUCGGUAACUCCACAAAGUAUCAAUAGGAUGUCUGUGGUCACCGAAGACGUGAUCGCUGGAGCUAGACUCAGGGGCAAAAUGUCUAGUGUCAGGAGAUGCUUCUGUCUUUUCGUCACCGUUGACGUCCUUCUUAUCGGCCUUGUAUGGCUCAUAUCUAUAAUGAUCACAGGAGAGAACAUCAAGAAGGCGGUCAUGGAAGAAGUUUGGCAUUACAGUAUCUAUGCGUCAAAAUUCGAUUACUUUAUGCUUGCGAUUUGUAGAUUCACGAUAUUGCUCCUCUUCUACGGAUUGCUGUACUUGGACAAUACAUAUGUCAUAGCUUUGACUUCUGCUACAACAAUUGCAUUCCUCAUUGCCAAAACGUGUGUUUAUGACUGGUCGCAUACUGCCCAGCCAAUGUCAAUUGUUCUGAUCCUGAGUUCCUUCCUGGUAGUUUGGAUCGAGGUCUGGUAUCUCGAUAAAGUCAUGUCUCAGGAAUGCCAAGCAAAAGAUUGGUUUCAAGCGUCCAUCAACUCUGAAAGAGCUCCCUUGCUUGGUCCAUAUCUCGAUGGAGUUUCCAAUUAUCCCGAAAGUACUGGUGUUUUUUAUACUCCCGAAGACUCGCCCGUUCAUUCCGACCAUGAGGACAACGACAGCAAGCCAUUUGUAACCCAAAGAACUGCCAGGCCAGGGGACCACAUAGUGGUGCCGAUCAUGCCAAAACUCACGCCACAAAAGGCUGACGAAUACAUGCUUAAGGCAACGGCAGCAUUGGAACGAGCUUAUGAACUUUUAACAUCUUCUGAUUGGGUUGUAGAUAAAGUGACCGAAGAAGGUGAUAUUAUUUCCACUUUAAGUUCAAGCUCUAUAAAAUCAAAAGAAAAGAUCCGGAGGAUAACGGGGGUUGUCGAUGCAACAGACAAAAGUCUUAUGCACAGGAUCUUCGAUGAAAUCGAUUCAAUGUGGAAGUGGUAUAAGCAUGUCGAAAUAUGUAAGAGGAUACAGGUUAUCGACGAAGAUACCGACAUUGUCUAUCAGUGUUCCGUGCCUUAUGCUGGUGGUGUCAUUUCCGCAAGAGAUUUUGUUAUGUUACGAAGGCGUGCAGAACGUGGACAUUUUCAGAUAACCGCUGGAAUCUCCAUAACGCAUCCCUCCAUUCCAAGCCGACCGAAUUUUGUCAGGGGAGAAAACGGUGUGACUUGUUGGGCAAUGGAAGACAUUGACGGUGUUGACGGUCCACAAUGUCGAUUCACUGCUAUAGUCAAUACUAAAUUGAAUGGAUGGAUCCCACGAAAAUUAACGGAUACAUCCAUGACGACUAUAAUGAUGGAGACUAUUUCUUUUUUGCGCUUGCAUUUGCGGACUAUGAAAAACGGAGAAGAAUAGAGAUAACGAUCGAGGAGAUUCCUUCUGCUACCUUUCUGACACUGAAAGUGUUUUUGCAGAAAGGCGAGUCAGACUGGGUCAAAUAUAGCAUUGCAUAUGCAGGUUCGGUGCAGUGAGACCUAGCUCCACGUUUACAUCGAAAUUCUAUUACUUCUUCCUCAGAAGAACUGCAAAAUAUUGUCGGGUUAUCGUCACGAAAGGGUUCUUAGUGCGUUCCAUAGAUCCUCGUUCGCAGUCUCUUCUCUACUUGAAAUAUCUUUAUGAAGAGAUAUUCGUGGAGGUGCCGUGUGAAAUUCGCUAAAUUGGUUUCCUGUAGAAAUCAGGGUGCUUUUCCUUAUGUUACAUGUUUUAUUUCUCCUUUAUCGAUAAUCAAUUGGGGGAUUGUCCAAGGCCCUAAAAAAAUGCAAUCGUCGUGAUUUUAGUCAAACCAAUCGAGAUAAUUAUAAUUAGCGGUAAGUUUGAUACGAUAUUUUAUGUUGGUCGUGUAAAAUGUUGUGCUCUAACGAUCGAAACUCAAAACCUAUUUAUCUUAUACUAAGGUAAUACUGUGAUAUAAUAACUCGUUUUAUAUUAGAGUUUACAGAAACAGAUUUAACGAAUUCCGUACGGCCGCUGUACAGUGCAUUUGGAUAAAAGCGAUAAAAACUGAUAUCAUGUUUAUACAUGUUAUACAGCGAAACGCCGUUCAAUGGUUGUAUCGCGAUUCUGUGAUUUUCCGUAAAAAGAGCUGUUAUCUAAUUUCAAACGCGUUCCGGUGCGUAUGAACACGCGUUUCAUAGCGGUAUAUUCUUUAUAAUAUGAUGGGCUUUUUGUGUCCCAAAAAGUAUAGUACAGAAAUCACCAUUAUUACUCCUUUAUUUUCUACUGUUAUAAGAGACCGUCGUACCGGGUCAAAUCGAACACGGGGCUUGACUCGACAUCUCGUUUAUGUAAAUAAUGUCAAUUAUCGGCUAAAAAUGAGGCCGAUUAUUAACGGUUACAUCAAUUUACAGACUCAAUAGAUUUAUCAUUGUUACCGUUGACAUCAGGUGUAGUACCGUUACGGAACGAAUUAUUCCUUGCAUUAUAUCGAUACAUGGUUUACGUAAUAUUUGUAUUCUCAAGCCAUCGUUGCAUUCUUGACAACAAAUCUAAGAAGUUUAUUAAAAUUUAUAUCUUAUAAACGUUCCAGACGUUUGAGAUUUAAAUUUUACUGUAA
Messenger RNA from Orussus abietinus, 2890 nucleotides. RefSeq names its product steroidogenic acute regulatory protein-like (gene Start1). Gene Ontology annotation, molecular function: lipid binding. The record is from RefSeq and is a predicted model, not a curated record. The transcript has 11 exons. NCBI's taxonomy places the organism in Eukaryota, Metazoa, Arthropoda, Insecta, Hymenoptera, Orussidae. Bases 253 to 1692 code for a protein of 479 amino acids.